UUCUUCUCCUCGACAUUGUCGUCUUGUUUCCGCUCCCGCGCGUCGGUCGGUGCACAGUGUCCGCAGUACUUACAACUGUGCGCGUGUGCGUGUGGGCGCGCUCUCUUAUAUCGGUGGAUUCCUAUCGGCGCACAUAAUGACGUACUCCGUGAUCGCAGGGGAAAAAUCAAAGCAAGAGCCAGUAUGGAACGGCCCACUGGACACGGCGCGAACCGACACGGACGUAUCGUUCCUCGCGCUCUUUGCCACUUUGAUGUUUGUCUGGCUCUUGGUGUCCGUUUACGCCUUCGUAGCCGGCGAUGUGCUGCAGAUCCACUACUCCAACAAUUUUCGACACAGAGAGGUGCUCGAGCUGUCUUAUUAUCUCUACGAGAACCUCUACAGGGCAAGGUACAUAGUAAUCACGUUCGUGACGCUAACUACGCUGCUGCUGGCCGGCUACGUGACGCUGUUCCGAUACGCGACAAAGGCCCUGCUGCUGACCACCGUCUUUCUGAUGGUCCUACUUUUGGUCGUCGACUACGUCUUCAUCGGCUUGUACCUCGCCAACCACGACGACUACAAUUACUCGUUUCUGCUGAUCGACGUGGCCGUCAGCGUCGCAUUGGCCGCGGUGGUGUACGCCUUCAAGAAAAUCGGCACCGACAUGGUGUGCAAGGUCAUCAAGGAGUCGUGCAAGGCGAUGUUCUUCUUCCCGUCGACGCUGCUCUUCACCUUCUGUCAGUUCCUCGUGCACCUGUGCAUAGUCGUGUACGCGCUGGCCGUAUGCGAGUUUCUACGGGCCAUAAAAGUCCCGGACGCCGGCUUUGAGCCCCGAAUCGUCCCUUCGUGGAACGACAGCGGCAACAGCACCAGCAGCGAAGCUUACUACGACGAGAUGAUAGACGAAGCGGCGCCGGUAGCCGGCACCUCGCCGGUUUACGUUUACGUUAUGCACGUCAUCAACGUCGUCUGCUUUUUCUGGGCGAGCUCGUUCAUUGCUGGCCUCGGGAGGAUGGUACUGACGGCGGCCUUCGCCACGUGGUAUCACGCAAAGGGCGACACUAGCAACAACAACAGCAGUGCCGGCGGCGAAGCCGGUACCAACCCGGCCGGCGUACCCAACGCGACGCUCCUAAAGUGUUUUGCCGCGAUACUAAGUUAUCACUCGGGGACGAUAGCUUACGCGUCGUCGAUGGUGUCGGUGAUAACGAUGGUGGACGUUGUCCGCAAGUACGGCAGGGACGCCCUGAAGAAGAUGUACAAGCGGCCGGUCCUGCUUAUGUCGUGGCUGACGGUCCUCGUCAAGUUUUCGUACGACGCCCUGGCCAUGUGCGCCAUACACGGGAGCCCCUACUACGACUCGGCCAAGGACUCGUACGUCCUCCUGAUGAAGAACCCAAUGUCGUACUUGGCCGUCAACACCGUGAGCGAGUGCGUGAUAUUCAUCGGUCUGCUGUUGGCGCCUGUGCUGUCGAUCUGCAUGGCCGCGGUCUACGUUCAAUUGCUCGUCCAGACGGACCAUUUCAUCCAGCCGUCGGUGAUAUUCGCGGCCAUCCUGAUGACCGUGAUUAUAUCGGUCCUCAUGUCCCUCACGUGUUUCAUGGUGUUUCGCGCUGCCUCCAACACGAUCCGCUGCUGCGUCCUUGAGGACUCAAAGUUCAACCACGAGGCAGAGAUGAAGGUCUACGUGAUUCACGUCGACGACGCGUCCUCGGUCAGGGACGACGGCAACGGCAUCACCGUCAUCAGGGACGACAAGUAAGGUCUUUUUGCGUUUUUACGCAUUCGCCCAGCAGAGGCCCCGAAAGAGAACAUUUCUUUUUUUUCUUCCUUUCUUUCAUACUCCCGCUCUUUCGCCAUCGAAUCAUACGUACUUAUGUAGAUACCGGUAUAAUAUCGUAAGCAAUUGCAUCGUGUAUAUUUAUUUGUAGGGAUUCAAUGUGUCACAAACGUCCGUGAAACUUGUAAGAUUCAUCAUCCGUCGUGUAAAUUAUCAUUUUAAUGUACCUGUUCGUACAUGCACGUAUAUGAAAACCAUAAUUAUUAUUAUUAUUAUUGUUAUUAUUAUCAUCAUCUUGCAUAUUAUAGAUUGUAAGCACUGAUUUUUCGCUAAUCAGUCCAAGUGUGAUAAACAUUUAUGAAUAUUGCACGUGUGUAAUUUUUCAUUUGUAAAUAAACAAAAAAAAAAAAAAAAUACAGAAUCGUAGCAAUAAGUGUAUAA
Messenger RNA from Copidosoma floridanum, 2203 nucleotides. RefSeq names its product choline transporter-like protein 1. The record is from RefSeq and is a predicted model, not a curated record. Lineage: Eukaryota; Metazoa; Arthropoda; Insecta; Hymenoptera; Encyrtidae. Gene Ontology annotation, biological process: transmembrane transport. Gene Ontology annotation, cellular component: membrane. Gene Ontology annotation, molecular function: transmembrane transporter activity.